AUGGAUACUGGAUCGGUUACUUCCAGUGAAGAAGAAUCAGAACUGGAGCCAAUGAUUCGUGAACAAAGGGUUCUGCUGGAUAGCUUGGAACGCAUCAUGAACAAAAUGACGAAUGAAACUCGUCAAGGAUUUAUGCCAAUCAUAAAUCAUUGUAAUGAAAGCAAAAUUUUCAUGCAACACCUCACAAAGGAGGGUUAUGGGUACAAAGACGAUCUGCCGGCUCAUCUUCAGGAGGAAUGGAAACGCUACAGGGAGGAGCUAAAGGUUCUGAACACCAUAAAAGUACCACGUCACUGGAGACAUGUUGCAUCAGAACACAAUGCAGCAGAUGUCCUCUCCAGAGGAAUGACAGCUUCAAAAUUCGCGGAACAUGCCAUGUGGUUCUACGGCCCUAUGUUCCUACAUGGUUCAUCAUCCACAUGGCCGGCUCCUUUUAUUGCUACCAACGAGGAAUUAAUAAUUAUGAAUCCGCCAAAGGUUAGUCAACCAUCCGUGAUGACUAUCACAAAAGAGGAGGACAUAAUAUACACAAUACAGCAUAAUAAUUCGUUUAACAAGCUACUCAGAGUAAUAGCUUACAUGAUGCGCUUCCGACGUAAGAAGAAAUACAUAAGCCACACCAUUGAGUUUGAAGAAAUAAUGGAAGCCCGAAAAAUUGUUUUCCGCAACAUUCAAAAUAUCGACUUCAAAGAUGACAUCAAACAUCUCAAGAGGCAAAGGGAGACACUAAAGGGCAGUUCAAUCAACUCACUAUCACCAUUCUUAGAUCAGAAUGGAAUUUUGCGUGUAGGAGGUCGACUGGAGGCGGCAAAUAUAUCAUUCGACUCCAAACAUCCGAUACUUCUGCCAUACAACGACCCUGUUGUGAAGAUGAUUCUUGUGCAAAUACACAAGGACAACAUGCAUUGCGGACCUCAGGCUCUAUUGACUACAUCAAGGCAGCAAUUCUGGAUUCUUAAAGGAAAAACUAUGGCUAGGAGCACGGUAAAAGCCUGUGUCAAGUGCACUAAAGCUAAGCCAAAAUUAAUGGAGCAGAUCAUGGGAAAUCUGCCACCACUUAGAGUAACGCAAGCUCGACCAUUUUUCAACUCUGGCGUCGAUUAUUGUGGACCAUUUAAAAUCCACUACAAAGUGAGAGGAAAGAAGCCUAGCACAGCUUACAUUGCCAUAUUCUGCUGUUUCGCGACUAAAGCGGUGCAUCUCGAGCUGGUUAGCGAUCUCACAACAGAGGCAUUCUUGGCAGCACUUCGUCGUUUCAUUGCUCGGCGAGGGAAAUGCCAAGUUCUUCACUGCGACAACGCAACAAAUUUUGUGGGAGCAAAAAACAAGUUGCAGGAAUUACAGGAGGCUAUAUUCUCCGAUAAUGCGAAAACCCAAAUUCUCCAGGAGUGUAACAACAAGGAGUUCAAUUUAAAUUCAUUCCACCUCGUGCACCACACUUCGGAGGAUUAUGGGAAGCUGCAGUAA
Drosophila nasuta is the source of this 1467-nucleotide messenger RNA. RefSeq lists its product as uncharacterized. Gene Ontology annotation, molecular function: nucleic acid binding. NCBI's taxonomy places the organism in Eukaryota, Metazoa, Arthropoda, Insecta, Diptera, Drosophilidae. The transcript is spliced from 3 exons. The record is from RefSeq and is a predicted model, not a curated record. The coding region runs from base 1 to 1467 and encodes 488 amino acids.